CUGGCCCUUAACCUUCAAAGAUGGCCGCCUCCAGGUGAUGGUGUUUUGUAAGGAGAUUUGAAGUUUACGUAACUCGCCACCUACAGAGGUCUCUAUGGCAGCCAAAAUUUUGGAAUGGAUGAGUUCCAACAAGACGAUUAUCAAAAUAGGUGCAAAUUUUGGUAUCCUAUAUGGAUUGAGUGUGUUACCUGGAACAGCUGGCCUUAUGACAUACAAGCAGUACUAUCAACUGAGAAUGAGGGAUCCCACGGCAGAAACACCUGUAGUGUGCCAUCCUAAUGACAUGCUGAAAGGUUGCAUCUAUGAAGUGAAGAAUGAUUUCCGGUACUGGAAGACAAAUCAAGAAGAUCAGGCAAAAGAUCAUUUAGAAUUUGAGGAGUCACUGAAUGAUAAAGUAAAAUUCAUGAUGGUUCCAAGCACUAAUCCAGGUCACAAAGGCAGCAUGAUGAGUAAAUUUGGGUGCAUUAUCAGUAUACCACAAUACUUUAUGGUUCAUGUACUGGAUGAAAUACCUGCGGUGAAUUCCCUCUCCAAAGGGAGGCUACUCUCUGUACUCACAAAAGGCCAAGUAGAUAGGACUCCAAGAGUUCCAGUGGAUAAUGAAUCUGUGGAUGGCAUCGCCCUUAGACAUUCCCUUCUGUUGACAAGAGAAGAGAAGAAAUUUGUUAUGAUGAGAGAACUGAUUUCUUGUCGAAGCAAUUCUGAUUAUGUGAUAGGCGUUCUCCGAUGUGUAACAGCAGGGACAUGUGUAGGUCUGAUGUACUAUGUUAGGGAGUUUAUGAUGAACAAUGUUGGGAAUUUCUUCUCUAUGCUGGCUAAAACAGACCUACAACCUAUCUCAACACUUUUUGCCAGGGGAUCACUGUAUAUGUUAAUACUUGGCACGAGUCUAGUGACUUAUUAUAGUUUGCUAUUCAUGUACAAAAGUCAUCGAGAGAAGCAAACAGACUGGGCAGUGGCUGCCAUCAGUCAGGAUUAUGCAAAAGCAGGAAAAGGCUACUAUAAUCGUAUCUUGUCAAGGAAUUUAUCAUGCAGAAAUAUCUUGGGACCACAAGAUGGGCCCUAUUUGUACACAGCUAAGGGUGACUUAAAGUCAUGGUUCUUUGCUCAGGAAACUCCAAUCACAGAACGUCUGGCCAUCAUGGAGAGUUACCUGUCAGAGUACAAUCAGAAGGAAAACAUCUCAAAUGUCAAUGAAGAGCAGACAGGUCUGUAAUGAUGGGUGUGAUUUAGACAUUUUGAAUUAUUAAUAAAAUUUCAGUCUCAGUUUUUUCUAUACAA
Molecule: messenger RNA, 1281 nt
Organism: Ylistrum balloti
Lineage: Eukaryota; Metazoa; Mollusca; Bivalvia; Pectinida; Pectinidae
Exons: 4
Coding region: 95-1216 (373 amino acids)
Source: RefSeq, a predicted model, not a curated record